AUGGGGCUCCCGCGCGGGCCGUUCUUCUGGCUGCUGCUCCUGUUCACGGCUGCCUGCUCGGGGCUCCUCUUUGCCCUGUACUUCUCGGCGGUGCAGCGGUACCCGGGGCCAGCGGCCGGAGCCAGGGACAUCACAUCAUUUCAAGCACUCUUUCAACCCAAGGCAUCGAAUUCUUGGACAGGAAAGGGCCAGGCCUGCCAACAGCUGCUUCACCUGGCCAUUCAGCGGCACCCCCACUUCCGUGGCCUGUUCAAUCUCUCCAUUCCAGUGCUGCUGUGGGGGGACCUCUUCACCCCAGAGCUCUGGGACCACCUGAGCCAACACAAAGCCCCGUAUGGCUGGCGGGGGCUCUCUCACCAAGUCAUCGCCUCCACCCUGAGCCUUCUGAACGGCUCAGAGAGCGCCAAGCUGUUUGCCCCACCCAGGGACCCCCCUCCAAAGUGUAUCCGGUGUGCCGUGGUGGGCAACGGAGGCAUUCUGAAUGGGUCCCGCCAGGGUCCCAACAUUGAUGCCCAUGACUAUGUGUUCAGACUCAAUGGAGCUGUGAUCAAAGGCUUCGAGCGCGAUGUGGGCACCAAGACUUCCUUCUAUGGUUUCACUGUGAACACAAUGAAGAACUCCCUCGUCUCCUACCGGAACCUGGGCUUCACCUCCGUGCCUCAAGGACAGGACCUGCAGUAUAUCUUCAUCCCCUCAGACAUCCGAGACUAUGUGAUGCUGAGAUCGGCCAUUCUGGGCGUGCCUGUGCCCGAGGGCCUAGAUAAAGGGGACAGGCCGCACACCUAUUUCGGACCAGAAGCCUCUGCCAGUAAAUUCAAGCUGCUACAUCCGGACUUCAUCAGCUACCUGACAGAAAGGUUCUUGAAAUCAAAGUUGAUUAACACAAACUUUGGAGACCUAUAUAUGCCUAGUACCGGGGCUCUCAUGCUGCUAACAGCUUUGCAUACCUGUGACCAGAGACAGGGUCUCACCACAUUGCCCAGGCUGGUCUCAAACUUCCAAGCUCAAGCGAUCCUCCCACCUCAGCUUCCCAGCGUUGGGAUUACAGGCGUGAGCCACCACACUGGGCCUUUUCCUAUUCUGAUGCAGGAGUGUCUUGACUGCAGUCCCCAAUUAGGAUGGGGAGAGAGUAGUAAUGGGCUUUUGCCCCCACCCUCGAGUUCCAAACCCAGCUCUGGCAAUCACCAGUUACGCCAAGUGGGGACACAGUCAGUGCCUAUGGGUUCAUCACAAGCAACUACUGGAAAUUUUCCGACCACUAUUUCGAACGAAAAAUGAAGCCAUUGAUAUUCUAUGCAAACCACGAUCUGUCCCUGGAAGCUGCCCUGUGGAGGGACCUGCACAAGGCCGGCAUCCUUCAGCUGUACCAGCGCUGACCCCAAGGCACUGAGCCCUUUGUUUCUUCCAGAGUUGCGUCCCUGAUCCUCUCAACUAGCCAAAAGCUUUUUUCUUAACUUUUCAAUCUUCACCUUCCCUUCUUGCCAACAGAGGGCACUGGGGUGAAUUCACAAUUAUCAUCGAAGUCUGUUCAAUGUAGGACACCCCAGCUUGUCCCUGGCUCAUCCAAGAAAACUCUUCUGUAUCUAAAACAAUCAAUCUUGGCCAAGGGAAAAUGGACUGCUUUGCUGGAUUUGCACUGAGCAACUUCAGGAAAUGUCAGUGGAGUGUUCAGUAAGAUCAAACAGCAGUCCAGGUCAAAGACAAACACACACGCUCCAGCCCAAAUCUUCCUGGUGGCACAUCCUACCCCAGAGGCUAAAGUGAUUCAAGGACUCCAGGACCCCUCUUAAGAGCCUUUCUAAGAACAUGAUAGGCUUACUUCUGCUUCAUAAUAAAGUGGGAGAAAAAAGCCAGAAUAUAACUUAAGACUAGAUAACUGCGUACAUGAUGGACCACUUUUUUUUUUUUUUGGCUGGGUAGAGAAAUCAUAUAAAACGCAGGCUGUUUAGCAUGGAGAUCACUCUCAGAACACUGGGGGUGGUCUGGCACUUGAUGGGGGUUAGUUGCUUGGCAGCCUGCCACCGAGGGAAGUCCCAUUAGAGAUGUAUCACCACCUUGUCACCAACAGGAUGAUGUUACCAGGUAAUAAACCUUCAUCCUCGUA
Molecule: messenger RNA, 2104 nt
Organism: Symphalangus syndactylus (siamang)
Lineage: Eukaryota; Metazoa; Chordata; Mammalia; Primates; Hylobatidae
Gene: ST6GALNAC2
Product: ST6 N-acetylgalactosaminide alpha-2,6-sialyltransferase 2
Biological process (GO): protein O-linked glycosylation
Molecular function (GO): alpha-N-acetylgalactosaminide alpha-2,6-sialyltransferase activity
Source: RefSeq, a predicted model, not a curated record